GACCAGGAAUGUUUUGGAAUCGGGACACCUCGGAAUAGAUCAUACAGAGAGCAUGGCCGAUUCAUGUCACUUCAACGAGGAAAUACCCGAAAUUAAAUAUCAAUAUCUUGACCACACGGCAGAUGUGCAGUUAUAUUCAUGGGGAGAUAACCUGACAGAAGCUUUUGAGCAGGUUGCCACGGCAAUGUUUGGGUACAUGACAACAGAUUACGAUACCGUAGAGAUGACAUCUGUAGAGGAAACAGAAGCAGAAGGCGAAGACAUGCAGCAGCUCCUGUUUCACUUCCUAGACGAAUGGCUGUUUGUGUUUAGUGCCGAUCCGUUCUUCAUACCAAGGAAAAUAGUGAUAACAGAAUUUGACAGAGAAAACUUCAAAAUCAAGUCGAAAGGGUAUGGUGAAGAAUUUGUCAUUGGAAAGCAUCCCCAGGGAACAGAAGUGAAGGCAAUAACGUAUUCAAACAUGCAAAUUCAUGAAGAUAAAAAUGAGAUUUUUGUUAUUAUUGAUAUUUGAUGUACCGGUAUACAAAUUAACAUGAACAACAUUUAUGUGGUGAAUCAUUGUACAAUAAGCAUUGAAUGUUUAAUGAUUUUUUUAUUAUUAUUUAUUUGUCCGUUUCCUAAUAAAAUAA
Messenger RNA from Mizuhopecten yessoensis (Yesso scallop), 629 nucleotides. Its product is annotated as protein archease-like. Gene Ontology annotation, biological process: tRNA splicing, via endonucleolytic cleavage and ligation. The coding region runs from base 53 to 511 and encodes 152 amino acids. Gene Ontology annotation, cellular component: tRNA-splicing ligase complex. Lineage: Eukaryota; Metazoa; Mollusca; Bivalvia; Pectinida; Pectinidae. The transcript is spliced from 8 exons. The record is from RefSeq and is a predicted model, not a curated record.